Pundamilia nyererei is the source of this 1108-nucleotide messenger RNA. Its product is annotated as WD repeat-containing and planar cell polarity effector protein fritz homolog. The record is from RefSeq and is a predicted model, not a curated record. NCBI's taxonomy places the organism in Eukaryota, Metazoa, Chordata, Actinopteri, Cichliformes, Cichlidae. Gene Ontology annotation, biological process: nervous system development; cilium organization; establishment of protein localization. Gene Ontology annotation, molecular function: protein binding. Gene Ontology annotation, cellular component: axonemal basal plate. The annotation marks the transcript as partial. The transcript is spliced from 5 exons.
GAACUGUUGCAGACCAACACCUGCAUUCACACCAGAUGGAGAAACAAGCACUGCUGCCAGGUCAUGCUCAGCAGUGGAGUGCUGGUGACCCUGACUGUACAAGGACCUCAGCUCGAACAAGUGUGUAUAGACCGUACAUUAGUGGGCCGACUACCAGCCAGCACGGUGACGCAUGCGGUGCUGAGCGAUAGGCUGAUUCUGCUGUCCUUCCUGGAGCAGAGCCAAGUGGCGGCAGUCUACCUGAACAAAAAGACCCAGAACUCCCCAGAGACUGGCAGGCGAACAGACAAACUCUCACCCUCUGAAAUCAAGGUGGUAUGUGUGGAGUUGGGCGGGUGUGGUCGUAGGCUCCACAGACAUGUAAGUCUCAACAGUGUCCAGGAUGUGGCACUCUGCUGGUGGAACCAGGAUGAGUCCAGUGAGGAGCUAUGGCCCUGGACUCCCACAGAUACACACAGGAAUAACCUUGUCCUAAUCAGCUGCUCACCUGCUGAAGGCCUGAAGGUCCUAAGCUCAGUCCACACUGAAGGCAACCCUCUGGACUGCCGCUUCAGCCUGCUCCAGCCCUACCAGGUCCUAACAGUGGAGUUACCUGCAGGGCCUCAGGGAUUCAGAGAGGAGUCCUGGGCUGAUACCUGUGUGUAUGAAUGUGCACGAGGACGCCUGCACCGCCUUUCAGUCACCCGAAUCCCGCUGUCAUCUCACCCAGUCUCCUGCUCGCGUCACCCCUCUGAGACCACUCUGCUUCUUGGCUUAAGUGACUCCUCCUUAGUCCUGUACGACCAACGACGCGGGAUCUCUUUCCUAGCCUCAUGCCCCGUGCCGGCCACCCUCCUCGCCUGGCACCCUGCUGGGGCUGUUGUCAUGGUAGGGGGAGGACAGGAGGAGCUGAUGUGCUUUGAUGUGGGCUUGGCACCUGUAAAUAUGGCGCUCGUAUCAGAGGAGGUAGCUUCAGCUCCCACGUUAAGACUAGCUCAGCACCUGCGCUGUUCUGGAGGCCUGGCAGGACUGCAAUGGGCGACUGGCUUGGAUGGAGGCCCAGAGGGGACAGAUAUGCUCGCACUUUCUUUUCAUGGUGGACCACUGGCAGCUUUGAGAUUUAGACUAG